Molecule: messenger RNA, 5187 nt
Organism: Pristis pectinata (smalltooth sawfish)
Lineage: Eukaryota; Metazoa; Chordata; Chondrichthyes; Rhinopristiformes; Pristidae
Gene: ankmy2a
Product: ankyrin repeat and MYND domain containing 2a
Exons: 10
Coding region: 404-1750 (448 amino acids)
Molecular function (GO): protein binding
Source: RefSeq, a predicted model, not a curated record
ACACGCGUCGUUGACGCUACCAUGGAACCGAGGAGGUGGGGAAGUAGGGAAAAAAAACAAAUGACUAAACAGGUCAUAACUGCACUUUUCAUCUUCUUGGAAAACAGCAUAUAAUUUAUUAUUUCAAAAUAAGUCGAUAAAUCAUGACAAAAGUUAUAUAUGUUAAUGAGACUGCAUUUUAGUGUUUUUGGGAUUGUUGCACACCCCUCUAUCUUCCAAUGCCAGGAAGCUAUGAGGUUGAUACAAUUGGAGCAUCGAGUCGAGGCGGCGGCGGCGUGUGUUGCAGCGUCUCCACGGCUGGGUGGUUUGGCCGGCUCGUUGCUUAUAGGUGUUGGCGGGUCUGUUUGUGCUGUUUUUAUUUUAUUUUUGGAAAAAACACAGAAAUUGGUUGUUGGAGUGAACUAUGGCUCCUCCCAAGAAAGGAGAUCUGAUAGAGGAGGAGACUGAAUUGCUGCAAGUCAUUUCUGAAGGAAACGUUCAGGAGGCAGGAAGGUUGCUGGGUAGUAAAAAUGUCCGUGUCAACUGUUUGGAUCAGCAUGGAAUGACUCCUUUGAUGCAUGCUGCAUAUAAAGGAAAAGCUGAGAUGUGCAAACUGCUCCUGCAGCAUGGUGCAGAUGUAAAUUGCAAUGAACACGAGCAUGGUUAUACAGCUCUUAUGUUUGCUGGACUCUCAGGUAAUAAAGAGAUAACAAGGAUGAUGUUGGAAGCUGGAGCAGAAACAGAUGUUGUAAAUUCGGUUGGACGAACUGCAGCACAGAUGGCGGCCUUUGUUGGCCAGCAUGAUUGUGUAACUAUCAUCAACAAUUUCUUUUCUCGUGAAAGGCUGGAUUGCUACACGAAACCACAAGGACUUGACAAAGAACCCAAGCUUCCAGUCAAAUUAGCAGGGCCCUUGCACAAAAUCAUCAUAACGACAAACUUGCACCCUGUUGCGAUUGUGCUGAUGGUUAAGGAGAAUCCAUUGCUAGCAGAUGUUGAGGCACUGGGCAAGUGUUAUAGAGUGCUGGAUCUUAUAAUAGAAAAGUGCAUGAAACAGAGGGAAAUCAAUGAAGUACUGGCCAUGAAGAUGCAUUAUCUCAGCUACAUCUUCCAGAAGUGUAUCACAUUCUUAAAGGAACAUGAAUCUAAACUUGACGGGCUUAUUAAAAGCUUAUUAAAAGGACGGGAUACUGAUGGCUUCCCAAGUUACCAAGAGAAAUUUAUAAGAGAAUGUAUCCGGAAAUUUCCAUGGUGUGAAGCCACACUGUUACAACAGCUUGUGAGAACCAUUGCUCCAGUUGAAAUUGGUAAUGAUCCCACAGCUUUAUCUGUAAUGACCCAGAUCAUAACUGGCCAGGUUGGCUUUGUGGAUGCUGAAUUUUGCACAGCAUGUGGUGAAAAGGGAGCUGAUAAAAGGUGCUCAAUCUGCAAAACGGUGAUAUACUGCAAUCAAAAUUGUCAGAAAAUGCACUGGUUCACUCACAAAAAGGUUUGUAAGAAAUUGAAAGAAACAAGAGAAAAACAAGAAGCCAUGGAAAAAGUGAAGCAGAACGAAACAAAAGCAAACACCUCUGAAACCAGUAGAGUUGAGGCUGAAACUGUCCAAGAGCCUGCAGGGUCCUCUAACCCUCCACUCUCAACCUCUGAUAAUGGCUCAGGUUCUCGGGAUCUCAGCACAGGGGCCACAGCAGAAGUUAAAACUUCACAGGAAGAGAGCACAACAGAAGGAGAGGCCAUUUCUCCUGCAGACAUGCACACAGCUGAAGAAUAAAGUGGAGCUAAUGUAGCCCUGGCUUUUUUCCAACUUCUGUAGUGUAUGAAACAUAAUCCAACAUAUAUUUAUCAAGAAGGUCAUUGCUCCCACUGCAUGGCUGCAGUGAAAGACUAAAUUGUUCAUUGUGCAUUAAGAGAAUUAGUUGCUUUAAUUGUGAAUCCUAGCCUGUACCAAAGCCGCCUGCAAUCCUGAAGAGGCAGUAAGCUAAGCAACAAUGAGGUCAGCAGGAUUUGCUGUCAACUGUGCUUAAUUCAUUAAUUACAUCUGGAAUAGAAGGACCUUUCACUACUGAGAUAAAUCCAAAUAGUUUGAUCUAAAUUCUACCCAAGCCAGUGAAUGUAUAUUUGCAGUAACAUUUCAAAAUGUACAUCAAUUUGUGAAAAGUAGUGAGUAUGAAUUUAUUACUGAGCAGUUAAGAGCAAAAUAACCCUAAUAAUCUGCACAGUAAUUGUUUUCCUGUGACUAUCGUUCAAAGUUCUGAAGUUUGCCAAUCCUAAUGUAAGCAUUAGUUUCAGAAAUUUUGAUCCAAUGUUGAUGUUGAUUGUGUUUUCACUAGGUUAUUUUUCCACAGGAAAAGUCUUUCAUAAUUUCGUAUUGAAGAAAAUCAAUAGAUUUUGGAAACUGAUGUUCAAAUGCAUGUUACAAUAAAUUUGCAAUUUUUGUUCAACUUUUGGCCUCUUCUCUACCCUCCACAGCCCAGCCCAACCUAUAGAUAAAAUUACUUUAAGUAAAAUUCCAUUGAUAGAAUAUCUUUACUUUCUAACACAGAUGGUACAAUCAUUCAAAGGAUGUAACAAGGAUUUGAAUAUCACUGAAGUUAAACACAUUCUGCAUAUGUGGUAUUAUGGGACUUCAUCAGCAGUGGCAAAACCUUGUGCAAUGGAUAUUUCUUUAAUUCUUUUUGCUGCAGACUUGUACAUUCACCAAUGUGCCUCCUCUUGUCAAAAUGUAACUUGUUUUCUUUGCCACUUUAUGAUCAUUUAAUUGCUUAUUGAAUUCUAAAUUAAAGUAUGUUUAUUAAUGCCAUUAGACCCCAAACAUAAGCAAUUUCAGGUGAAAUGGACAUAUGAAGUAUCUUAAUUUUUUUAAGAGCUUUAGUACAAAGUACAGAGCUUGUUAUUUUCAGGCUUUGAUGCAACAGUAUCAGUAUUGAAGUAUUUGCCAAGCUUGCAGUAGGCAAUUAUUGGCUGUGUAGGAUAACACUUUAAUUGUUAAUUCUUUAAAAAGAACAGGCUUGAUUACCUUCCUGUUAAGAAUGUCGACUUUUCCAGGAUCUGCCAGAAUCCAUGUGGUAGGGAAUCCUUGUCUAUUUUUUCCCUUUUUGCUCCAGGAAGAUAUGACUCUGGAUAUGAAAGGAAUUUUACUUGGGAACCUUCUCUUUCAGAAUCCGUUUGCCCUCAUUUCAAUGUUUAAUUUUUCAAUUAAAUAUAUGCUAGUAGAUACUCUCCAAAUAAAACAAUUAUUUUAUGAGCAUGGUAACAUACAUGUGUUAGAUGAUACAGUGCCAAAGCUCUAUUUGUCAUUCAACUUGCCACGUAAGUUUGGUCUGCUUCUGUUCUGUGGUUGGUGUUUUCAAAGUAAUAAUUCUUGCAUCAGUUGCAGUAAAAACGCUGGAUAUUUUGGGCAGGCAGCCAACUACUGUCCUAAUAAAGCUUUCUUAACUUGGAUUUUGCUGUGUAGGCCCUACUACCUGCACUCACUGUGGAUGUUGCUUGAGCAUAUCCAGAAAGCUAAUCCUUUUGACUGAGACCAUACUGAAGCUGAACAGUGAGAUCCUACAUUGUGCCAGGUUUUGCAAUGUGAAUGAGAAAUGUGUUCUAGCCCUGCAAACAGAUCUCCUGAGGAAAAACUUUGGCUGGGCUUUCAGCUUUGCUGUCUGUCAAAUUUUUCAAGGUAUUUAGUGAUUAUGGAUGCCCUGGUAUAUUAAAAUAAACAAUUAAAAUUUAAAAAUUACAAAAGAAAUCAUUACCUAACAACAUUCAAGCACUGAAUUGAUUUAAAGUGUUACUGCAAACACAAAGUAAUAAAAAAUUCUCUGCAGCUGUAAGAUUGAGUGAAGGAUCCAAGACCAGAAUUCCCAGCUUAAAUGCUGGGAAAUUGCUGGUUGGGGCUCAGUCAGUAAAUUUGGGAUCUUUGGCAUUCACACUCCCUAUUGCCAGUAAUUAUGAGUUUAAGUGCCAGUAAUUUCAGGGCAAAAUCCAGAAAUAAAUGUAAGAAAAAAAAGACAAUUUUAUCAUUCAAUAACCUGGCUGGUUCCCAAUUUUAGAACUAUUUUCUUCUCUGAUUCACAUAACUCUUGAUUGCUUUAGAAUCCAAAAAUUGAUCGGCAUCGCCUUUUGAAGAAAAUUAAUGUAUCAACAGUCCCCUGAGGUGCAAAAUUUCAAAGAUUCACAACCCUUGUGAGUGAAGAAGAUUUCCUAAAAUGGCCAACCUUGCCCUGAGACAGGAACCUUGUUUUUUUUUCCUUUCCAGCUAGAAGAAACAGUGCAUAUUGCCAAUCUCUCUCAAAUUCUUAUGCUUCAUUUAAGAUUAUCUCACACUGUUAACUCAGAAGCAUAUAGACCUGUCCUACUCCAUCUCUCCUUGCAGGGUGAACACCUCAUCCCUAAAAAUAAUUUAAUUAACAUUCAUUGUACUGUCUCUGGCAAGUGUACUUGAGGUCUCACCAAAGCCCUGCACAACAGUAGCAAAACUUGCUUACUUUGCAUUUCAACCACCCUUGCAAUAAAAGCUUCUAUUUGAUUUGCUUGCCUAAGUACUUGCAGUACCUCCCCAGUUUUACGUACAAGGGCACCAAAGUUCCUCAAACUGCCAACAUUUAUUAAUUUCUCAACACUUAAGAAGUACAUUUUUCUAUUCAUAUCCAGCACAACUUUUCACCCACAUUAAACCCCAUUGAUCAACUUCAUCCCCACUUAACCUGCUGCUUCCUCAAAAUUUGCUUUUCCAUUUAAGAUCAGUACUAUUUUACACCUAACUGUUAAAGCAUUAACAGUAUUCCUCUAUUCAUUGUGAAGUAAAGCAAAUGAAUGUACUUGUGAUUCAGCCUUCUAGACAAUUUACUUUCCAUCGUGUGAUGUCUCCAGAAAUCAGAACCUGACUAAAAUUUCCAAUUUUAAUUCUGCCAUUGAAACAUUUUGAUGUUACUAUAGGAUUGAUUUCUAGAUUUUUUUUGUGGGAGGUAGUUAAACAAAAAGUAAAGGUGUUGGAAGCUCUGUUAACCUUUUUGAUUCCACAAUUUGACUGCUGAUCCUGGAUUUCAAUCUCUUGUGGCCUUGUUUUGGUUCAAGAUUCCUCAUUAGAAUUGGUUGUUACAAGUAUUUGUAUGCCCUUUAUGUAUUUGUACAUCAUCACUGUUUCAUGUGCAGCAAUAAUUGAAAGUUGUAGAGUAUUUGAUAUGCUGUGCAUGUUUCAUAUUUUAUAAUAAAACCUGA